CGUAGGGCUGUCGGGCUUAAUACCCCUAAGAGAAAGACGCCUCUCUUCGCUGCGGGUAGCUCUUCUCCUCUCGCAUUUCCUAGCUCGAGUCCCGCGAAGGGCGCGACGCCAAGGCGUACAAACUUCCUUGCAAAUUCGAGUUCGCCACCUCAGAGCCCUCGGGGAUCUGAACCGCUCGAGUUCCCCUCGAGUCCUGUCGCCACUCCCAAGAAUCGUCGUGGAGAUAUCCAUAGCUCUUUGAGUCUCACACCUGUUGCGCGCCGCCGCCGUCAACAAAACCUCAACACAGAUGACCCCAUGAGCGAUGGAACAAACCUGCAAAUGCCGAUGUCAUCUGCAGGUGCAGGCUUCAGCGCUGCUGACGUGCCAAGUGACGAACCUGCCGAAAUCCGUGCCAUUUGGGGUACGACGGUCAACCUCGCGGAAACGAUGAAGAUCUUCCGCGAAUUUAUGCUUGGCUUCAAGCCCAAGUACCGCAUCUCCUAUGACCGGAAUCGAGGCGUGCGUACGCGUACCCUGACUUCACCGGAGGAAGGCGAGGUAUUACUCUACGAGACAUACCUACGUCGCAUGCGCCAAACCGGUGAAACGAACUUGAACCUCGACCUGAACAACCUUGCUGCCUACCCACCUAGCAAGAAGCUACACAGUCAGCUUGUCAAGUAUCCUCAAGAAGUUGUUCCCGCUAUGGAUCAGGUUCUCAAAGAUCUCAUGCUUGAGAUCGCGGAGCAAGAUCAGCGAGCAGGCGAAGAGGGUAUGACAGGCGAGGAAGGCGAAGAGGAGAUCGCGGAUAUCAUGGGCAAGGUCUACAAGAUUCGGCCCUUCGGCUUAAUGUCUGUGAAUAUGCGAGACCUCAACCCCACUGACACUGACAAGUUAGUGUGCAUUAAGGGUCUCGUCAUUCGAGCGACGCCCGUGAUUCCUGACAUGAAGGUGGCCUUCUUCCGCUGCCUGACAUGCAAUCACACUGUCCAGGUCGAGAUUGAUCGUGGUAAGAUCGACGAGCCGCAACGCUGUCCGCGCGACGUUUGUGCUUCCGUGGGCACUAUGUCUCUGGUACACAACCGAUGCGAAUUUGCCGAUCGCCAAGUCAUUCGCUUGCAGGAGACCCCGGACGCAGUGCCCGAUGGCCAAACACCGCAUACAGUCACCCUUAGCGUGUAUGACGAGCUUGUCGACGUCAGCAAACCCGGUGACCGGCUCGUCGUCACAGGUAUCUUCCGUAGCGUACCUGUACGAGUUAACCCGAGGCAGAGGACACUUAAGAGCCUCUUCAAGACCUUUCUCGACGUGGUUCAUGUACGCCUCGGCACUGACGACCGCCUUGGGCUCGACAAGAGCACACGCCCCGCAGGCGGGGACCGUAUCCCAGGCGUCGGCGGCGUCGGCGACUUCUUCAGCGACGUGUCGGACGAAAAUCCCCUCGAGCAGCAGCGGCAGCAGAGCAGGCGUGCCGAAAUAGAGAACAAGCUUAAAGAGCUUAGCCAGCGCCCGGAUAUCUACGAACUGCUGGCAAGGAGUCUUGCGCCGAGUAUUUGGUCACUAGAGGAUGUCAAGAAGGGGAUUCUCCUCCAAUUGUUCGGUGGAACGAACAAGAGCAUUGCCCGUGGUGGAGGUGCGGGCGGACCGAGAUACCGUGGCGACAUCAAUGUGUUGCUUGUUGGUGAUCCUGGUGUCUCAAAGUCUCAAAUACUCUCGUAUGUGCACAAGAUUGCGCCUCGAGGAGUGUUCACUUCCGGCAAGGGCUCCAGUGCGGUCGGUCUUACCGCAUACGUGACGAGGGAUCCGGACUCGAAACAGCUUGUCCUCGAGAGUGGUGCGCUUGUGCUGAGUGACGGCGGUGUGUGCUGCAUUGAUGAGUUCGACAAGAUGAGCGAGGCGACCCGUAGUGUACUCCAUGAGGUUAUGGAACAACAAACCGUCUCCAUCGCAAAAGCGGGCAUCAUCACCACGCUCAAUGCGCGAACAUCUAUCCUUGCGGCCGCAAACCCAAUUGGCUCACGCUACGAUCGGGCGAAGACGAUCUCCACUAAUCUAGACUUACCGCCAACUUUGAUUUCGCGGUUUGACUUGCUAUAUCUCGUCCUGGAUAACGUCGACGAACAGCUCGACCGCCGGCUUGCACAGCACUUGGUUGGGCUCUACCUGGAGGACAGCCCUAACUCCACUGAGCAAGACAUCCUGCCUAUGGAUGAGCUCUCCGCGUACAUCAACUAUGCGCGCACGCGAGUCAAUCCGACAAUCACCGAGGAGGCAGGUAACGAACUCGUGAAAUGCUACGUCACCCUCCGUAAAGCGGGCGAAGAUCCGCGGGGCAAUGCGAAUGAGAAGCGUAUCACAGCAACGACGCGUCAGCUCGAGAGCAUGAUCCGCCUGAGCGAAGCGCACUCGCGAAUGCGCCUCAGUCCUCUCGUCGAGCUCUCAGAUGUGCGCGAGGCCUUCCGACUCAUGCGCGAGGCGAUCAACACGAGCGCGCGCGACCCGACGACGGGCGAGAUUGAUAUGGGCUUGCUCGACACCGGCAUCGGGCGUACGCAGCGCCGGCUGCGCGGUGAUAUGCGCAAGGAGGUGCUCAACUUGCUCGAAGGCGCCGGUGGCACGCGUGGCGUGCGCUGGUCCGACGCGUUCAAGACUCUUGAGGGCCAGAGUAGCGUCCGGGUUCCGGUAGCUGAGUUCCAAGAAGUCGUGCGCGAGCUCGAGCAGGAGGGACUCGUCAAGGUCGUUGGUGAGCGUGACAGACGUGUCAUUCGCCGAGUCGAGGGUGCAUAAACCUUAGAUGUGGGUGAAAGACUGUUGCAUAGUAUUCUGUUUGGAGGUCUUGCGUUCUUUCCGGCUCCGUUCAUGAUGUGUCCAGUCUGUUUGCUAUGUAUUGUAUGACUUCCAUGUAUUCACACUAUACGCCGCUACUUUUCACGCCUGCUGGCUCGUCACCUUGCUUACCACGAACGCGCAUCUCUGCCUCUCUGCUGAUGGGAUUGUCUCGAUAGUGCUUCCACUGCUUGUCACUGUUCCCUCCGUGAGAACAACCCGCUGUAUUCCGCCGGUCGUGUACACAGGCCACGUGGGUGCUCUCGCAAGCUUGAAUGUGUUCGGGUUGCCUGAGCGUACGAAUGAGAGCCAGUAGGCGAUGAGUUCGGAUGCGAAGACCUGUUCGGAAGGUGUCAUAGCCGAGAAGGUUGUUGUGCCAUUAAACCUGAAGGGUGCCCAUG
This is a messenger RNA of Phanerochaete carnosa HHB-10118-sp, 3209 nucleotides long. RefSeq lists its product as uncharacterized. Bases 298 to 2769 code for a protein of 823 amino acids. The record is from RefSeq and is a predicted model, not a curated record. The transcript has 8 exons. NCBI's taxonomy places the organism in Eukaryota, Fungi, Basidiomycota, Agaricomycetes, Polyporales, Phanerochaetaceae. Gene Ontology annotation, cellular component: MCM complex; nucleus. Gene Ontology annotation, molecular function: single-stranded DNA binding; single-stranded DNA helicase activity; ATP binding. Gene Ontology annotation, biological process: double-strand break repair via break-induced replication; DNA replication; mitotic DNA replication initiation.